Molecule: messenger RNA, 1332 nt
Organism: Contarinia nasturtii (swede midge)
Lineage: Eukaryota; Metazoa; Arthropoda; Insecta; Diptera; Cecidomyiidae
Gene: Smyd5
Product: SET and MYND domain-containing protein 5
Exons: 7
Coding region: 117-1295 (392 amino acids)
Molecular function (GO): protein binding
Source: RefSeq, a predicted model, not a curated record
AACCUCAUCAAAACAAACGGAAUUCAUUUCUAUUCCGCGUGUAUAAAACAGAAUAUUUUGUAUAUAUUCUUUUUUGUUAUAGUUUUUAAAACGGUUGACCGAAUAUAGCUACAGUAAUGAUCGGAUAUGAGAUAAGAAAAGUUCCAGACAAAGGGCGGGCAUUGUUUGCGACGGUUAAUUUCAAGAAAGGAGAUACUAUUUUGCAGGAGACACCUUUGGUAUCAAGCCAAUUUUCUUGGAAUGCUGCCUGCAAGUACUUGGCUUGCGAAUAUUGUAUGAAGCCGCUGGAGACGGCUGAAGAAAACAUCAGUCGGUUGAGUGGACACAAAGGACCUGAAUCCACAAUAUCGCUACCAUACAGUGAAUGUUGUCCGGUGAAAUCUUUCAAAGCGCUACAGACGAUUUGCCCGAAUUGCCCUACUCGCUAUUGUUCACCAGACUGUUUGAAUACUGCAAUGGAACGAUAUCAUCGGGUGCUAUGUUUAGGCUCCGAAUACAAUAAUCCAGGUCAUCCUUUGAACGUUCUCAACGAUGCAUGGAAAAAAAUUCAUUAUCCACCAGAAACAACAACUAUAUUAUUAUGUAUUAAACUGAUAGCAAUGUACAAACAAACUGAACAAAAACAGGCACUGUUCGAAGCUAUACAAGAUUUCCAUCAUGAAUUUAUCAAUGAAAACCUGAUGAUUGCACACAAAAUGCUUGGCGAAAAUCAUCAAAAUAAUUUGAACAAUCUUUUUGCUUUAUUCAGCCAAUCGUUUGAUUUUACCGGAAUGGAAAUGUUUAAAAAUCUGGACACUUUUAAACGAUUGUUUGCACUCAUCGGAGAGAAUGGACAGGGAAUUGGAACUUCUUCAUUCGCUGACUGGGUACAAAAUGUAUCCAAAUUAAAUUUACCCACAGACGAAAAGUUGGCAGCUGAUGAGCUAAUCGAUUCAUGCUACGCUCAACUAGAAGAAGUAACUGGUUUACAAUUUUUAAACAACGAAGGUUCAGCUCUUUACUCCAUCGAAAGCAAAGCAAAUCACAGCUGCGUUCCAAAUGCUCAGGCAACAUUUCCACAUUCAAAUCACAAUUUACAUUUAAUUGCAACGCGAGACAUUCAAUGUGGUGAGGAAAUUUGCAUUUCAUAUCUGGACGAUUGUCUUUUGUCAAGGAGCCGACAUUCACGACAAAAAGAGUUACGCGAGAACUAUCUCUUCAAUUGUUCGUGCCAAAAAUGCGAAGAACAAAAAGGAGAACCAGACGUUACAUCUGACGAGGAAUAUGAGGACGGAGAAAGCAUGGAAGAAGAUUGAUGAUUUUGAAAUAAACAUACAUUUUUUUAUUUCUAAA